This is a messenger RNA of Acytostelium subglobosum LB1, 981 nucleotides long. RefSeq lists its product as hypothetical. Gene Ontology annotation, molecular function: beta-lactamase activity. The transcript has a single exon. The annotation marks the transcript as partial. Gene Ontology annotation, biological process: response to antibiotic; beta-lactam antibiotic catabolic process. Lineage: Eukaryota; Evosea; Eumycetozoa; Acytosteliales; Acytosteliaceae. The record is from RefSeq and is a predicted model, not a curated record.
AUAUUGUUGGCAACAAUCAUCAUGUUGAUGAUGAGUGUGCAAUUGAGUGAGGCCAAAACUCGCACUCGUACUAGACCAUUGGACCCAGCUUGUACUCCACCAGACUUGGAAAGACUGAGCCUUUAUAUCAACAACACUGUGGCUUCUUAUGGCUAUUGCGAGGGCACUGAAUGGGCUUUCUCCAACUUCUCCACGAGCAACCCUACAGGCAUUCAAUCAGAGACGUCAACUAUAAGCAUGCAGACCGCCUCCACGAUCAAGCUGUGGAUCCUGAUGGCCGUGCUCCAGGACAUCAACUACGGACUCUACACACUCGACUCGGUCGUUGAGUACUGCUCGGGCGAGUCCAACGCCACGGUCAACGACUGCCUUGAGCUGAUGAUCGGUAUCUCGGACAAUUGUGCCACCUACACCAUGGCCGCCAAGACUGGCCUGCCCCACGUCAACAAACUGUUCGCCCAGCUUGGCAUGAAGGACAGUGGCUUCCACGAGUGGUGCUUCACAGACUGCCCCGGCUACACUUCGCCGUGCCCCAACGACGACGGUACCAACCUGGACAAUGUGUUGUCCUCACACGAUGUCAUCUUGGGACUCACCCAACUGCACAACUUCUCGGCGAUCGGACAGAACGCCACGUACCAGGCCUACAAGUACCUGUUGACCGCACACGGAUGGCAACCAAUGAUUGGCUACUACAUCCCUUCGCCAGUGGCUCACAAGCAGGGCUGGCUACCCGCCGACGAGGGCUUCCAGCCAUUCACAGAGAACGAUGAAGCUAUCGUAUUCUCAGAGUGUGGUGACUUUGCCGCGUCCGUGAUGAUCACUCGCAACUGGACCCAGCCCACUGAGGACAAUGUAGCUCUUGCUCUUGGUGCCGAGAUUGGACGUUUGGCCUACUGCACCAUGGUGCCAUUCGGUGUUGCCAAUGAUGGUGUGCCAUGUUCCACCACCUGGUCCACGCCACCACCUUCCAACGAUGGA